GACGAAGUGUCAGGCUUUUCUAAAAGUUGUGUUAGGUUAAGUUUAAGUUUUUUAAAUGAUUUACUAAAUAAAAAUAAUAGGAAACCAUUUAUCGUAAUGGAAGUAAGCCCUUUAUGUAUAAUUCUAGUAAAAUCAGAUAGUAAAGGAGACAGGCUCUUAUUUAGGUAUCCUUUUCAAACACAGCAUAACAAUGAGCCUUCAAGUACGCGAAGAAAAAAUCCUUAUACCCUCCCAGUUGUAGAUGAUUUAUUACAAAGUCCAAAUCAACCAUAUUCAAAUAUAAAUAAAGAAAAUUUGACUGGGUUUACAGAUGAAGUUUUGUCCUCGCUUUUUGCUGUUAAAACAGAGUUGUGUAAUAGAAAGUUCGAACUCAAAGUAAAUGAUGUUAGAUUUGUCAGUCAUCCUACAUUGUUACAACUUAGAAAUAAACAAGAGAAAGAAGAUGAGUCUGGUAUGUUGAUUAAUAUCGUGUUCGCCUUGCAGGCUCUAGCUAGUCACUCUGUAGUGAAAUGUUAUCAUGAUUUGAGCAAAAGAAUGGGCAUAGUAUUAAAAUACGAGGAAAAGAGAUGUGGUUAUGUUUCUGAACAAACCCAACUCAUGACAACUGCACAUGAUGAUGGAUAUACCAAUGGUCCUAGUAGUGCUUUUAAAAUAAUUUUGGAAAAAUGUUCUCUUGCUAACAACAUUAAGAAGAUGUAUGAUGAUCUGUGUACUACAGGUCUUGUGAAUUUAAGGAUCAAUAGGUGGAUACCACUUAGUUUUUGUCUACCACAAAAGGUACAUCAGUGGCAUAUGAGAGGAAAAAUUGUAGAACCAGAAGAUAUUGAUAGGUGUUUAAGUGCUUUACGACCAUACCACAGUUUACUAUUGUUACACCCAUUGCAUCAAAAAAAUGAUUUCACCUCCUUAGAUGGCUCUCCAUCACUGGACAGAAUGCUGACACAAUAUUCACCUUUGAAAAAUUUGCAAACUCUAGCUGCGGAUUCUGAUUUAACAUUAACACAUGUAUUUGAAUUAACAGCUCAUCUAGUAUACUGGGCCAAAGCCACUGUAAUAUUUCCAAUAUGUUCCACCAACAAGUAUGUCAUAUCACCUAAUGCUCCCAUACAUCUCAAUUCACCUCUGGUAGAAAAAUUUAGUGACACCUUUCCUGGACUAAAUCUGAUCAGGGUUAUCAGUGAGUUUUCCCUACCGACAUCUCUGGGACAAAAAUGCAAUCCGUUAUGUCAUCCAUCUCAACAGUCACAGUUAGUGCAAACCAUUAUCUGGCUGUUACAGCAUCAUCUUUUGUUACAGCUACAUACUUAUAUUCAAUAUAUGCCUACUGAUAAUGGUCCAUUAUUAAAUAAAGGGGACCAUACUAAAAAGCUGUUGACAUCACCAUCACCUAGAAGUAGUACUGUGAUGUUAAAUUAUCAGCCAAAUGUUACAACUGAAAGGACCGAGUCAGAAAGUGGAGCUUCGACAGUUUCAGAAACUCCUGAAAUUCCUUUGACCAAAAAUAUAAUUUUGGAAAAUGCAAGCUUUACAUCUGCAGAAGAUGACAAACAAGAUUAUCAAGAAGAAUUACUGUUAGAUUUUCCUGAUGAGGAAAGAACUUCAAUAUUUAAGAUUCCUGCCACGAACACCCCUGAAGAUCUUAAACUAUUCGCUAAAUUAUGUAGAAAAGAGUAUUUUCAAGGGAACCAGCACGUAGAAGAAAUCAUGUACAUAGAGAAUUUAAGAAGGAGUCAAUUGUUACAGCUUUUGGAUAAAUUUAGGGAUGUUUUAAUCACUUAUGAAACCGAAGAUCCGGCAAUAGCAAUGUUUUCUUGUUCCUCAUAGCACAUACUGAAAUUUUUUUACUGAACUGAAAAUUAGUAAAUUCGAAAAUAAAUUCAUAGGAAUCGAGUCAAUGUAAUAAUAAAAGAAACUAAAACUUUUUGAAUAAUAAGGUAUAUUUUUUUAUACAAUUAUGAUGUGAAUGUGUAAUUUAAUUUUAAAACACCUUGUUUUCAAGCAACAACUAUUGAAAAAGUUUUGGCUUUAACCAUAAAAAACACACGUGAGAAAAAAGUUUGAACAAUGAUUAUAUUUUUUAUUUGUUACAUUUUCAAUGAUGGAAAAAGUAAUUCAACUCCAUUUUACUGAAAAUAAAAAAUACCACCGUUAAGUAAUUUUGAAACUAAUUUAGAUCUAUAGUUCUUUUUAACAUUUCAGGCGUAUACGGCAUCAAUAUCAUAUGAAAUAAAGUUCUUCCGGUGGUUAUUCACGUACGUACGUACGUCAUACUAAUAUAAAUAUCAAAUAAGUCGAAAAAUGUUAUAUUCUCUAUUAAAAACGACAUGAAUACUAUUCCGACC
Molecule: messenger RNA, 2342 nt
Organism: Psylliodes chrysocephalus
Lineage: Eukaryota; Metazoa; Arthropoda; Insecta; Coleoptera; Chrysomelidae
Source: the annotation of a GenBank genome assembly